Naumovozyma castellii is the source of this 1719-nucleotide messenger RNA. RefSeq lists its product as uncharacterized. The transcript has a single exon. The record is from RefSeq and is a predicted model, not a curated record. Lineage: Eukaryota; Fungi; Ascomycota; Saccharomycetes; Saccharomycetales; Saccharomycetaceae. The coding region runs from base 1 to 1719 and encodes 572 amino acids.
AUGUAUUGGUCCUCUCAGCAUGCUGCUCAACAAGAUGAACUGCAAUCAGGAAUACCGACUCAUAUAAGGGCCCUCGUUCAUUUGAAAAACGAUUCAUUGCCCCUACCGCCUUCCAUAACGACGGUAUCCCACGACGAUAAGAACUCACAUAUAACUCUGCGUGAGAGGGAAUUCCCUCUCGCAUUAUUGGAUCCUGAACCUCUCGUCAUCGACAACAUCAACGAACUAACGCGAGGUGUCGACUGUUCCAUGGUGACGUACGGACAGAGUGCCACCGGAAAGACCCACGUCCUAUUUGAUCAGGUACGAGGUAUCAUACCUCUAUUCAUAGAGCAACUAUACAUAUAUCUGGAGGCCCAAUCAGAUCUACAAUAUCAGAUUGGACUAUCUGUAUGGGAAGCGGAUUCCAAGGGGAAGAUACGAGAUCUAUUGGUACCCUUAAAUGAUCCACAACAACAGAAAUCAUUGAAAUGGGACUCAACUAUUGGGGCGGUGAAGGGAUUGAAAGAAGUAUUUGUGAGUUCACGUUGUGAAUUGCAGGAUUAUUUGAAUGCUGCAUGCGAUUUGCAAAAUUCAACGUUUCAUACGUUUGUGAAGAUUAGUCUGCAAUUGGUCAAUUGUCACGAGGAUUCAUUUAGGAAGUGUUGUAUCGAGUUUGUGGAUCUUUGCGCCCAGGAGGACGUGCUUCAAUUGGUAUGCAGUCUGGUUGCUGUAUUGAGUAAUGACAAUGAUAAGAAGAUCGGUAAGGAGAAGUCACAAUUUUGCAAAUUGCUUUCAAAUUCCAUUGGUGGCAAUCGAAAGACAACGUUCAUAUUAGCGUGCUCCACAUUGGAACAGAAUGAGAAAAUCAGUUUGGAAACAUUGGAAUUUGGUCUAAAGGUGAGCCAAGUCGUCAAUAUAAUUCAAAGAAAAGAUGAACCUUUAAAUUGCGAUAAUAAAUUACAAUUGUUAAUGGAUGAUGAUUCCUUGAAGGAUGAAGUUUACUCUUUGCAAAUUGAUGUACUGGAAAAUGAAUUGAAUAAAUUAAGAGCAAUACGGGAUAAUAGCACGACACCAAAAGCAUUUGACAAUAAUAAUGAAUCCAUCGAGACUGUCAAGGAACAAAAUAAAACUCUACAAACUCAAUUGGAGAAUACAAGACAACUGUUAAAUAAUUCCACUUCCAAUAAAGAUCAAUAUGAAGAAAUUGUGCAAACAUUAUUGGAUAAAUGCGAACUUAUCGUGGAGGCAAAUUCCAUCUUGGAAAUUCAAGAAAAUGAAAAUGUAUUAUUGCAAGAAUUAUUGCAAAAUAGAUCGUUGAAUGAACAAGUACUAGAGGAUUUAAAUGUUAAAUUGUUAGAAUAUAUUCAUUCGCAAGAAAUUGAAUUACAACAAUUAUUAAAAUCUAAUACUCAAUUGAAGAAACAAUUGGAAAUAGAAUUAGCAAAUGAGGAUGCUCAAUUGGAAAAGAUUAAAGAUUUAGAAACUUCAGUGGAUAAAAUGUAUAUCGCAAGAAGAUCAAGUAGUAGUGUUUCUUCAUUGACAAAUGAGGAAUUGUUGCAGUUUAAAACACCACGAAAUUCUUGGUUAUUAACGUCACCAACUUCGAUAAAGAAUUUACCUGGACAACAAUCAGAAACAAGCAUAAAUUCCAAGGAUUCAUUUCAAAAGUUCACAACCACCACUCAGGGUUUCCAAUUAAACGUGGUUAAGACACCCAAUAAGAGAAAUGAUAUAUAA